AUGACAGUUCGCAACAUUCUCCAGAGCAAAAUGAAUUUUCAAUUUUAUAAAUGCAUUUUUUACCAACUAGUCAACAAGGAAUUUAUUAACAAAAUAUAAAAUAACACAGAAGAGCAAUAAAAAGCUGAUAAAACAAAAAAUUAAGUUAUAUUCUCAUACAAGAGCUAGCGAAGUGCAUGUAAGCGCUCAGCGGGAAAAGGAAACCGCAAGCUACACACAUUCAAUGGUUGUCAAAUUUACUACUCACGGCUCAACGACAAGCGAUUAUCAAUAAAUGAAUAAUAAGUUUACGCUUACGCUGAUUUGGUAUUAGUCAUCUACACAUAACUCACAUACAUAAGAGCACGACUUUCAGUGGAAUUAUACAGUUUAAAGCAUCAACUAAACCAGUAUUUAAUUGCAAAACGUUCCAAUAAACAAUUAGCUGUAAUAAGUGAAAGGAAAAAUGUCCCACGAUACAUUGAAUAUCGAAGGUGUCAAACGUGAACCGGCUUUAUUACAAAAACAUGCAAAAUUUUUUGUUAGAUUUUUGAAUUUAUUGCCAGCGCGUCUAGCUUCACAUGACUCCACCAGGGGCACCAUUGCAUUCUUCGCUGUAUGCGGUUUGGAUGUACUUAAUUCGAUGCCACUACUUACAAAAGAAAUGCAAAAGGAUAUCAUUGAAUGGAUUUACGGUGGCCUUGUGAUUUCAAGUCCGGAAAGCACACCAAUUUGCAGUGGCUUUCAGGGUUCACGCUGCGUGAAUAUCAUUACCGAUGACCCGCAAUUGCAGGAAAAUGCCAGAAACUAUCAGUGGGGUCACUUGGCGAUGACAUAUACCGGUAUUGGCAUAUUAGCCACACUUGGUGACGAUUUGAGUCGCUUAGACCGCAAAAGCAUUGUCGAUGGUGUUGCCGCGGUGCAGCGUCCAGAUGGCAGUUUCAGCGCUUGCGUUGACGGCAGUGAAAAUGAUAUGCGUUUUGUUUUUUGUGCUGCCGCCAUUUGCCAUAUGCUGGACUAUUGGGGUGAUGUGAACAAGGAGAAAAUGUUUCAGUUCAUCACUAGUUGUAUACGUUAUGAUCAUGGCUUCAGUCAGUAUUUGGAGGGUGAGGCGCACGGUGGCACUACAUUUUGUGCUUUGGCGGCGCUCGAACUGAGUGGACAAUUACAACGAUUGGAUGAAUCGACGAUAGAAAACAUAAAACGUUGGUUGAUUUUCAGACAGGUAAAUGGUUUCCAAGGUCGUCCAAAUAAAAGCGUAGACACAUGCUAUUCAUUUUGGAUAGGUGCAGCUCUCCGCAUUUUGGGUGCCUUUGAGCUCAUUGAUUAUGAAGAGAAUCGUGCCUACAUUAUGGAGACACAAGACAACAUUGUCGGUGGUUUUGCGAAAUGGCCACAAUCCACAACAGACCCCUUUCAUACGUAUUUCGGUCUGUGUGGUCUGUCGUUCAUGCAGGAACCUGGUUUAUCAGAGGUUAUGCCCAGUUUGAAUAUAUCAAUGCGCGCUUACAAUCGUCUGCGACAAUUACACGCACAAUGGCAAGCCGAGAGCACAGAUGAUAGAUUUGCAAGCAGCAACAACUCGGUGUCAAAGCUUAAUAGUGAUGAAAAUUCAACGUCCGUUACCUCGCCGCUUAUAGAAGCACAAUAAGGAGCAUUUCUUUUACAA
This is a messenger RNA of Zeugodacus cucurbitae (melon fly), 1648 nucleotides long. It is a transcript of the gene betaggt-I, whose product is annotated as geranylgeranyl transferase type-1 subunit beta. NCBI's taxonomy places the organism in Eukaryota, Metazoa, Arthropoda, Insecta, Diptera, Tephritidae. Gene Ontology annotation, biological process: protein geranylgeranylation. The record is from RefSeq and is a predicted model, not a curated record. Bases 446 to 1630 code for a protein of 394 amino acids. Gene Ontology annotation, cellular component: CAAX-protein geranylgeranyltransferase complex. The transcript is spliced from 6 exons. Gene Ontology annotation, molecular function: CAAX-protein geranylgeranyltransferase activity.